UCACCGUAUCCAUCGGCUCUUCUUGUACUCCGGAAUCAUGGCCGUGCUACUAGAUCUGCCCUCGGAACUCCUUUUGGACAUCCUGUCCCUGGUGCGGUCAACGUUGAGCUUCUCCGCCCGCCUCCAAAAGUCCACGUACUGGGCGCUUUCACUCACCUCGAAGAGACUUAACGUCCUCGCGAACCCUUUCCUCUACCAUGAAUAUGUCAAUCUUGACGUCCGUAUUGGGUUUGCACCGUUUGCCAAUACCAUUGUUAAUCGGGCGGACUUGGCCGCCCACGUUAAGAGGCUUGCGUUACGUGGAGUGGAGGAACCAGUGAAUAAUGCAGAUCUUGAAACCAUCCAACGCCUUGCCGACGCCGAGGACCUUCCUCACGCUUUAGCUACCGUAUCCGAAGUCCAUCACCGGCAGGAGGCAGUGGCCUUCUUUCUUAUUGUAGCUCUGUCUUCAAAGGUGGAAUGCCUUCAUGUCGAAUCAAGGGACCUCCAUCGCGUUCCGUGGUUUAUCUUGAAUCUGGUCUUGCAAAAAGCUCUCGGAGAAAUACCGCGACAGUUUGGUCGCCUAAGAAAUGUUGAUUUCAACGGAGGGGGCAGGCAUGGAAUGAUCGAUAUCAUUAAUGCCUCUGGCUUCCUUCGUCUACCUUCGCUGGAGACUUUUCAGCUUAGGAACGGAGGGCCCAACAGGACUGACCCUUCUGAAUGGAAAUGCCCGGCGCGGACUUCCUCCGUGACUACAAUCAAACUACAAGAAUGUCUGCUGUCUUGCGAUCUUUUCAUUCGCCUGAUUCGCUCUACCAAAGCAGUGAAAAAUUUGGUUUAUAUCAACACAACGCAAUGGACAAGCCGAACACCAGCGCCAUAUCUUUGGGAACAUCGCGGCUCCCUGGAGUCUAUACACUGGAGCGCGGAACACCUGAGCAAACAAACCUCUCUGAUUUCGAAUGAGAAGGGCUCGAUGAGGGACUUUCAAAAGCUACACACACUGAUCUGGGACCAGUAUUUGCUGGGAGCGCCUUCUGAAUGGAGCGACAGAAUUGAAGUUCGACUCGUGGACCAUCUGCCGUCAUCGCUCGUCACACUUGUUUUGAAAAGCUGUGAUCCUGCAAUCAUAAAACAUCUCGAUCGCCUGACAAACGCGGAUCCUACAUGGUUACCAAAUUUGAAGACCGUUACUGUUCGGAUAGCUGGGCUUCGACGGGGUAUUGUCAGUCACGAUACCGCUGGCGAUGAUUUGCGCAAAAUAGCUGAACGAUUUGCUUCGAAGAACGUUCAUAUGUCUUUCACAUUACCUCUAUCCUAGUAGUAGUCGGGAAGCUCCUUAAAUCUUCUUUUGGCCUGAAACACUUUCUGGCCGAUGAACACUGCUCCAUUGUUCCAGGCUUCUUGGAUCAUGUUUUUUCUCGCUGGAGUGCAGUUGUUCAGUCUCAUCGAUCUCGGACAUGGAGCCGAUGACAGGACGCACAAUGAGCCACUCGUCGCAACGUCCAACGUAUGUAGGUGACACGGCUUACAAGAUGGCCAAUGGAAGGUCACUC
This is a messenger RNA of Mytilinidion resinicola, 1535 nucleotides long. RefSeq lists its product as uncharacterized. The record is from RefSeq and is a predicted model, not a curated record. Bases 38 to 1300 code for a protein of 420 amino acids. The transcript has a single exon. NCBI's taxonomy places the organism in Eukaryota, Fungi, Ascomycota, Dothideomycetes, Mytilinidiales, Mytilinidiaceae.